CUGAGCUAAUGAUGAAGUUCUACUGUCUAAUCAUCUUGACAGUCUGCCUGACUUUGGCGGAUGGAAUUGUCAGAGAAUACUACAUGGACGGACCCAGUACGUGCGGGCAGACCAUCAUUAUUUACAACGACAUUAUAAACCUGGCCGCCCGCUCCCCAAUCUCCACCCCCAAUCCUCGGCGGGUCUGUACCACUUACCUACGCUCUGGGUAUACGGACUCCUACUAUUACAUUAAAGUGGAGUGGACGGCCACCAUCAAGGACUGUGCCUUCUCUCUGACUAUCUAUGAGGGAUCAACACCAUCUGGAGCCCCCAUUAAAAGUUUCCGUUGCCUGGGAGACCAGGAAAACUCGGGGGUUGUUGAGGUCAGGAACUCGACUAUCACAGUACAGCGGGACCAGGGUUCUGAUUUUGUCCAACCCCACAACACUUUUAACCUAAGCAUUUCUACAUUCCGUAAUCAAUAUGCUGCCACAGAGGUGUCGGGGGGAACCUCCAAGGGAACCUCCAAACUGCCUACAGGGGUCAUCAUGGGGUUUGUGAUAGGUUUGUUUGCGAUGACUAUUUUCUGUCGAUAAAAAAAAUGGCGCCGGAGUAAGGUGAACGAAUUUGUGAACAAGUACUCCUUUUGAAGGAAUGAUCGGCAUGUAAUUCGAAAGAGCAAGGCAUGAAGAAGCUUUACUUUUAGGAAGCGAUUUAUUAUGAUUAAUAUUCUUACGCAUAUAUGAAGAAAAACGUGAUUUGAAUCAUUAUGUAUGCAACUGUAUAAAUGUUUUAUUUUCAAGGCAAAAGGAUAAGAGUAACGUUUGUAGUAAUCUACGUAUAAUUAAAGAUUUAAUGAGGUUGCCAUUGAAUAGUAAAUAAAAUAGUGCAAGGCGCAAUGCGUGCGCAAAUAGUAGAAUUUGGCUUAUAUGGACACAACUGUGAUCGGCCGAAGCCGAUCACAAAAUAUUGUGACAUGGAGCGGCCGAUUUGGUUUGUUUUUCAGUAAUUUAUGAUUUAUUUACUAGUAUAUCACAAGUUUCUGUUUGUUUUUAAAUCUGGAAUACUUCAGUUGCUGUGUCUUAUUCGGAUGGACUUUGCCUUUUGAUUUCCCUUCAUUUGUAUACAGUAUACUUUGGUUUCAUUAAUAUUCAAGGGUAUC
This is a messenger RNA of Magallana angulata, 1144 nucleotides long. RefSeq lists its product as uncharacterized. Bases 9 to 578 code for a protein of 189 amino acids. NCBI's taxonomy places the organism in Eukaryota, Metazoa, Mollusca, Bivalvia, Ostreida, Ostreidae. The record is from RefSeq and is a predicted model, not a curated record. The transcript is spliced from 4 exons.